This is a messenger RNA of Eruca vesicaria subsp. sativa (arugula), 1356 nucleotides long. Lineage: Eukaryota; Viridiplantae; Streptophyta; Magnoliopsida; Brassicales; Brassicaceae. The record is from the annotation of a GenBank genome assembly.
AUGAUCAGUAAUAUACCAGACGAUUUGCUAUUUGGAAUUCUCUCAUUUGUCCCUGUAAGAGAAGCAAUGAAUACAAGCUUACUCUCGAAACGAUGGGAAUCUCUAUGGAAGAUGAUGCCAGUACUUAAAUACUCAGAAAAAUCUUUUCCGGACAUGACUUUCCAAGAAUUUGUCGAGUUUUUCCGCAGGUCGUUGCAAUUAAAUGAAGCUCCUGUUCUCGAAACCCUAACUAUCAAAAUAAAGCAACAGCAGGUUCCUCUUAAAAUCCAAAGUUGUUUGCCUGGAACAGUCUUUCAAAAACUGGUCGUCCUGAAACUCCACACGAUCCGUUAUCUUGAAAUUGAUGAUUCACCACCAGGAAGACACUUCUCAGCAGGUAAACCAUCGGUUUGUUUCCAGUCCCUGAAAGGCUUGCACCUCACACAUGUGGGUUUCCGUGAAGAACAAUCUUUCUGCAGGCUAAUAUCGGCUUGUCCUGUUGUUGAAGAUCUCUUCUUCAAUACAGUUCGCACUUGCGCACCAAAAACUAUUUUUCGGCGCCCUCCUCAAAAGAGACUCGAGAUAAACACUCCUUAUUUGAAGUACUUAAAGAUCAAAAAUAUCACUGGUCGUCUCAUAUUUACUACGGAUAUGCCUAAUUUGGUGGAGGCUACCCUUAAAGUUGAUCCUUCUCAAACUAAUGAUUUUCUCAGAAUUGUUACUUCUGUUGAGUUUCUUUCGAUACAUUUAUACGCUAAUGAGGUUCUACUUCUUGCGGAUAAAAUUUCUCAGCGUCUUUUUCAUCUAGAACUAUGUAUUUACGGCAAAAUUUCGCGUAAUCUGUUAUUGCAUUUGCUCAAACAUUCCCCUAAACUACGAGUUCUCAAGCUUCAGGAGAUACAUCAUUUGAGUAUAGAGCCUGCACCGGCAGAUCCAUAUCAGCUGUAUCAUUUACGAAAGUUCAAUGAUCCACCACCUUCGAGAGUAUCCAUUACUUCAGAACCUGCCUAUUAUGGUUCUGAUGAACCAAGACUCGAGAUAAGCACUCCUUGUUUGAAGUACUUGAAGAUUUUUGAUCGCCUUGGUUAUUAUAACUUUCUUGAGGAUAUGCCUAAAUUAGUGGAGGCAGAUGUAUCAGUUGAUGUGUCCAAAAAUGAAAAACUUCUGACAGUUCUCUCUUCCGUUGAGCAUCUUGUGAUAUGUUUAUAUCCUUCAAUGGUUCUUGAUGUUACGGAUAGCUUAAUCUUCAACCGGCUUCUUCAUCUUAAACUAGACGUUUGCAACAGUUUUCGCUCUAAUGCUCUUUUGAGUUUGCUGAAACAUUUUCCUAAUUUACAAUCUCUCAAGCUUGGCCGCGAAACUACAUCUUGGAUUUGA